AUUAACGUCACGAAAAGACUGACUUUCACUGGGGUUUCGCUGCUUUCUGUUCGCGAUACUCCGAAAGCUUUCUACUUCUCGCGCGAUCUCGAAGGAUCGUUUUUAUCUACUGAAAUCUUACGGACGUUCCUAUCGGCAACAUAUCUACGGACGUAUUUUAUAACAACAGUUACGCAUGAAAGAAUACGAGAUAUGAAGCGAGAUAUAAAAAAAAGUACUCCCAAAUCGAGCACUAAUAGAUCUGGCAAAACGAAAAAGGAACUCGGCGUUGGAAGAUUUACCUUUCGAAACGGGGACAGCUACGAAGGAAAAUACGAAAUUAAUGUCGCCGAGCGGACCUUAGUUAAGCAAGAUGAGGGAAUAUACAUAACUGACAAUUUUGACAUAUACGACGGUAAAUGGAGCGAAGACAGGUUUGCCAACGAGGACUUUCACAUUCGGUACAACAAUAACGCACAAUACAAAGGCCGCGUUGCCGCAAAUGGAGCGAUGGAUGGUACGGGAACAUACAUCUUUCCGGACAAAUCCUCGUUGACAGCGGUCUGGUCACGAAAUAAACCCGUUUCGGACGUCGUUUACAAGGAACUGCUCGGACAAGAGUGGAUGGUCGAGACGAUUUCGGAGAGUGUUAGUGAAAAAACAAAAGCGCAGGAACAUAGAUCGAGAACGCUGCAUCCUUGUACAUUAUACAAAUCUAUAAUUUUAUUCUUUAGAAAUUGCUUAUACUCCUAUCACAUUUGCCUACAGCAAGUCUCAUUCACAACUGGAAAUCAUUUCUGGAAUGAGAUACGUGAAGUGUCCUCGAAAGGAAGCGCUCAAUCCUUCAUUCAACAAUAGUCAAACAAGUGCGAAGCGUAUCGCACUCAUAAAUCAACUGUUGCG
Molecule: messenger RNA, 882 nt
Organism: Harpegnathos saltator (Jerdon's jumping ant)
Lineage: Eukaryota; Metazoa; Arthropoda; Insecta; Hymenoptera; Formicidae
Exons: 3
Coding region: 193-837 (214 amino acids)
Source: RefSeq, a predicted model, not a curated record